AUGCUGUCGUUGCGACUUUUCGUUGCCUUGAUGGCUAUUCAUUCGACAAACACUGCUCUUGCCGCUCCCAGUGUCACCAUGGGUACGAGGGCAGUCUGCAACGGCAACACGCCAGCGACAAGGUCUGAGUGGUGCGAUCAUUCCAUCGACACAGACUGGUGGACUGAGGCAGUAGACACCGGCGUCACUCGAGAGUAUUGGCUUGAGCUUACGGAUGUCAACGUAGCCCCGGACGGCGUCAAUCGAACCGCCAUGGCUGUCAAUGGCUCGAUCCCAGGCCCUACCAUCUUUGCGGAUUGGGGCGAUACCGUGACAGUUCAUGUCACCAACUCUCUGUCGACUUCCCUCAACGGUACCAGUAUCCAUUUUCAUGGCAUGCGUCAGAACAAUACAAACCAGCACGAUGGUGUGGCAGCUGUGACUCAGUGCCCCGUUGCUGUUGGCGAGUCCGUAACAUACACAUGGAAAGCGACUCAGUAUGGUUCAAGCUGGUACCACUCACACUUUGCCCUGCAGGCAUACCAAGGCAUCUUUGGUGGCAUUAUCAUCAAUGGUCCUGCCUCUGCCAACUAUGACGAGGAUCUCGGUGUUGUUUUCCUGAACGAUUGGGAUCACCAGACGGUUGAUGAGCUAUAUGCUGUAGCUCAAACGAACGGCCCCCCCAUGCUUGACAACGGCCUCAUCAACGGUACAAAUGUUUAUGGUGAUGACGACGAUGCGUCGCAGACAGGCAAACGUCUCACUAUACCUUUCAGCGCUGGAACCUCAUAUCGCAUGCGACUCGUCAAUGCUGCAGUUGAUACACACUGGAAGUUUAGCAUAGACAACCACACUUUGACGGUCAUUGCUGCUGACUUGGUUCCUGUCGAGCCAUACAUUACGACGAUGGUUGAUUUGACUAUGGGCCAGCGUUACGACAUCAUUGUUACGGCGAACCAGUCAGAAGCGGCAGACAGCUUCUGGAUGCGCGCUAUCCCCCAGUCAGCUUGCUCGGACAACGAAAGCACCGAUAAUAUUAAGGCUAUCGUGUAUUAUGGAGAUUCCGUGACGACACCUCAGACUAUUGGUUACGAUUAUACGGACAGUUGUGAUGACGAGACUGACAAUCUUGUCCCUGUCGUCUCCAAGGCCGUCGAAGGUGCUGACUGGAGUGACCUGGCAAUCGCUACAGUUGGCCGCAAUUCGGCUGGCCUAUUCAAAUGGUACCUCAACAGCACAAGUCUGCUUGUUGACUGGGCCGACCCAACUUUGGGACAGGUCCUCGCUGGAGCUACCGAAUGGGAAACGGAGAAUGCAGUCCUUCAGCUCAGCGAGGCUAACAAAUGGGUGUAUCUCGUCGUCCAGACGGCAAUGGGGGUCCCUCACCCAAUUCACCUGCAUGGUCACGACUUCUUUGUCCUCGCCCAGGGCAGUGGGACUUAUUCCGCAUCAGUGACCCUGAAUACGGAGAACCCUCCACGCCGCGAUACUGCUCUUCUGCCGGCUUCCGGAUACCUUGUCAUGGCUUGGGAAACCGACAACCCCGGUGUUUGGUUGAUGCACUGCCACAUCGGAUGGCACGCUUCGGAAGGCUUUGCGCUGCAGUUCAUCGAGAGAUACAGCGAGAUUGCUGGUAUAGCUGAUCAGAGCAGCCUCGAUGACGGGUGCUCUACGUGGUCAAGCUUCCAGGACACGUAUUCCAUCGAACAGGAAGACUCUGGUAUCUAG
Verticillium alfalfae VaMs.102 is the source of this 1707-nucleotide messenger RNA. RefSeq names its product laccase-1. The record is from RefSeq and is a predicted model, not a curated record. NCBI's taxonomy places the organism in Eukaryota, Fungi, Ascomycota, Sordariomycetes, Glomerellales, Plectosphaerellaceae. The coding region runs from base 1 to 1707 and encodes 568 amino acids. The transcript has 2 exons. Gene Ontology annotation, molecular function: copper ion binding; oxidoreductase activity.